CACCGCGACGGGGAGGCAGGAACCCAGGGGUUAGAGGCUGGGCGGAAAUUUCCGGAGCUUCCGGUAGUUUGCUUGGAAGGAGUUAUGGCUAAGCAUCAUCCGGAUUUGAUUUUUUGCCGCAAACAAGCGGGUGUUGCCAUCGGGAGACUGUGUGAAAAAUGUGACGGCAAAUGUGUAAUCUGUGACUCUUAUGUGCGCCCCUGCACUCUGGUGCGCAUAUGUGAUGAAUGUAACUAUGGCUCUUACCAGGGACGCUGUGUGAUCUGUGGAGGCCCAGGAGUCUCUGAUGCCUAUUAUUGUAAAGAAUGCACCAUUCAGGAGAAGGAUAGAGAUGGUUGCCCAAAGAUUGUCAAUUUGGGGAGCUCUAAAACAGAUCUCUUCUAUGAACGCAAAAAAUACGGCUUUAAGAAGAGGUGAUCAGUGGGUGGCCCCUGCCUCUGCCAUCAAGCUGCCACAGCUGCCAAGAAAGACGCCUACUAUCAGCAGCAGAAAGGGAGCGAAGCCCAGCAUGUCACCAGAACUGCUUGCUAGUGUGUUGGCCCCUUGCCACCCUUUCCUCCCCUCACCCAGAUGGGUGGGGGUGGAAAAGGAUUCUUCAUAGAGCACUGACAGUCAAUCCAAGAAAAACUGAUAGGUUACUUAAUGGUUUUUCUUGAAUUUGAGAAGCAAGACUGUUCUAAAUUGAUUUGUCCUCUCUACACCAAGAGCUUCUGAACAGGAAUAUCCUUAUCAGCUGUCUGAGGAGUUGACUGUGAAGCUACCCCCAAUGUGUUCUUGCAGCAACUCUGAUGGCAGUUGUCCCUGGUGACCCUUCAGUGUGUGGCAGUGAGCUCUCUCAACAAUAAAUGUGAUGUGAGCAUUUAAUCUUGUAUCGCUUGCCAGGUGGUGCUGGUUUCGUGUUAGUUUUCUUCUGAGAAAUUGGAAACCCUUUCUGUUGCUGUUGUUAAUAAAGUUGGUGUUUAUUUUCUGGUA
Sciurus carolinensis (gray squirrel) is the source of this 972-nucleotide messenger RNA. It is a transcript of the gene Phf5a, whose product is annotated as PHD finger protein 5A. NCBI's taxonomy places the organism in Eukaryota, Metazoa, Chordata, Mammalia, Rodentia, Sciuridae. The record is from RefSeq and is a predicted model, not a curated record. Bases 85 to 417 code for a protein of 110 amino acids. Gene Ontology annotation, cellular component: catalytic step 2 spliceosome; precatalytic spliceosome; U2 snRNP. Gene Ontology annotation, biological process: mRNA splicing, via spliceosome. The transcript is spliced from 4 exons.